Messenger RNA from Pyrus x bretschneideri (Chinese white pear), 1205 nucleotides. RefSeq names its product transcription factor bHLH47. NCBI's taxonomy places the organism in Eukaryota, Viridiplantae, Streptophyta, Magnoliopsida, Rosales, Rosaceae. The record is from RefSeq and is a predicted model, not a curated record. Bases 313 to 1053 code for a protein of 246 amino acids. The transcript is spliced from 5 exons. Gene Ontology annotation, molecular function: protein dimerization activity.
AAGAAGGAAGGUCACGUGUCUGGGUCCAUUACACAGCAAGAAGGCGAGCACUCGGCACACGCCCUCCGCUGCCUGGUUUUCUCCCGCCACACUCUCCGUCUUCCUCCUCCCCUAAACGCCAAGCGUAACAGUUAACUAAUUCAAUCCCUUACAUUUUAUAUCUGGAUAUGUAUAAAUCCCCAAUUUUCCUCAGAUUCCUGAGCUAUUUGUCUUCAAAGUUCCCCAAUUUUUCUUGAUCCAAGACUCAAUUUUUUUGUUCCCUGCAUUUCUGUCUGCAGGCUAUAAAGGCUUAUCCAGUUCAUCGAGACGAUCAUGGGUUCGCAGGAUCCUGUGCCGGCAGCUGGCAAGGGUAAUGUUGCAACGGAGGCAUCAGUGCGCAAGGCUUGUCCUGGAAUAAAGAAACAGGGGAAAAUUCCGAAAAGAAUCCACAAGUCUGAGAGGGAGAGAAAGAAGCGUGAGCGUUUUAACGAGCAUUUUUUGGAGCUGGCUGAUGCUCUUGAACUGAAUCAGCAGAACAGUGGAAAGGCCUCCAUACUAAGUGAAGCUACUCGACUGUUGAAGGACUUGUUUGGUCAGAUUGAAUGCUUACAGAAGGAAAAUGCAUCCCUGUUGUCUGAAUCAAAUUAUAUGACCCUUGAGAAGAAUGAGCUGAGAGACGAUAAUUCUGCCUUAGAAACUCAGAUCGAGAAAUUGCAAAGUGAGAUACAAGAGAGGGUGGCACAGUCUAAACCGGAUCUAAAUGCACCACCUUGCACAGAAUUGAGACCAGAAGUUGCCUCCCAUUUUACCGGAAAUUGCAUCGGAUUUCCCACUCAAGAACCCGGCUUGCAGCAACCACCUGCUGUCUUUGUUAUGCCCGUCGGCCCUGAUCUCCAAGCUUAUCCACAGCCGGAUGUCGCCCACCUCACAUCUAACACCACCUCACAUGUGAGCAAACCGCAUGCUAGGUAUCCAACCUCGGUGGAUUCUUGGCCGUCCCAACUUCUCGGUGAGAAACCAACCGCAGGCAACGGGUUUCGACAAAUCCGGGAAAACGACCCUAGUAUAAUGUAAACCUUGUAAUUGAAAUGAUUUAUGUGCAAUGCUUCACCUUUUGUUAGGUUUAAUUGACAAUGCCCUAUAUUUUGUAGUUUGUAUAUUUCAUAAUGUAUGAAGAAAAAGGGACCAUGUCCAUUUUGUAUGAAAAUUUUAUUAUGUUUCAGGGU